CACACUUUAAGCAAUAAUGGGAAUUUUAAAGUUAGAGGACUUGCUAGAUCAGAUACCUUCUCUCUGUGAGGAGGUUAACAUAGAAAAAACAGGUCUCAUCAUUGAUGGUGCAGCUCUGUACUAUUUUUUGUAUUAUUACUCUAAUCUGAAGCUGGACCAGCGCUGUGGAGGAGAUUAUCCUGGAUUUAAAGAUGAGGUCUGUAACUUCUUUAAGACUCUGCAGGACUGUGAAGUCACUCCGUACGUCUUCCUGGAUGGAGGCUCAGGAUCUGACAAGCGUGAACAUCUUGUGUCUCAUCUAAAAAAAAAACUGGAAAAAGCAAAGACAGUAGCAGAGACUGAGCUUGGCUGCACUGUACGAAAAAGAUACAGGCCUAACGUCUUACCACCUCUGGUCAGAGAUGUCUUCAUAGAAAUCUUGAAGGAGAAAGACAUAGAGUUUAAACAGUGUUUAGGAGAGGCAGACCCUGAGAUUUUUUCUGCUGCAAAUCAGAACCAAUGUGCUGUGCUGUCCAUUGACACAGAUUUCUGCAUCUAUGAUGUGCACAAAGGUUUCCUUCAUCUUAAACACUUUGAGUGGAAAAGAAAGAAGGAUGGAAAAAUUCCUGCUAAGCUCUACACACGUUCAAAGUUUUGUGAGCAUUUUAAAUUGGACCCUGCUCUCAUGCCAGUCUUUGCUUCAAUAGCAGGAAAUGAUUGUUCAAGAUUAGGUAAAGAAAUAUUUGCAAAUGAAUCAUCUUCACCUGGCCAAAACGACAUCAAACGACUGUAUGGUAUGCUCACAUUUUUAAGCAAAUUGAAGCUGGACAGCUGUAAUGAUUCAGUGAAGAGAGAACAAGCUCUGCAAAAUGCUGUAAAUCACGUUCGUGAGAUCGAGGACAGAUCUUUCAAACUCUCCAUUCAAAAAUAUGUUGAACCAACAAAGACUGAUUCUGAGCUGCCUUUAUGGGUUCUUCAAAAAAUUGAGCGUGGAGAACUCACCACUUUCGUCAUAAAUAUUGUGGAUCAGAAGACAAUGAUCCUGCCUGCUCUUGUGGAGGACUUUUCACAGCCAAGCAGUUACACUGCUGCUUACUGCAUCAGACAGUACUUCUAUGGACUGUUAACUGGAGGUCAGAUGUGCACUGAAUAUGACAGGGAUAGAGAAGAGAUCAAAGACAAGCGUGUCCCAUCAAUACUCCUCAGCAGUGAUGAUCAGAAACAACUGCAACUAGAGCGUCUGCAUGAGGCUCCUGAGGGUUUGCGUCGCAGAGUGUUUGAAGAAGCUCUGCAGGUUCAGACUUUAGACUUAGGAAACAUCCCCGACCAGCUGAAGCUGCCAGUCUGUGUGACUGUUUUCUGGUUCAAGAGGCUACAACACCACCCAAAACCUGAAACUGUCCACUGCCUCCACGCCCUCCUGUUGGGGUUUGUGUUUGACCAACAUGGUCCAGAGGACGAGUUUGAGAGGAAGAUGAAAGCUUUAAAGGAUGCAGCUAUCAGGAGGAAAUGGCAGCCCCGUGUGGCUCAUGCUUUCAGCCAAUGGCUGUGCUGCAUGAGGCAGAGCCUCCACCUGAACCAGCUGCUGUGUUCCCCUCUACCAGAACCUCAGUGUGCCCGGCUUUACUGUGGACCUCUCCUUCAUCGGCUGGCAGAUGAAGACACGAUUGAAGAAGUACAGAAAACACUGAGAGGAGAAAAGAAGGAAUUAUGUGACAUGAAGCCAUACUGA
Messenger RNA from Maylandia zebra (zebra mbuna), 1711 nucleotides. NCBI's taxonomy places the organism in Eukaryota, Metazoa, Chordata, Actinopteri, Cichliformes, Cichlidae. The record is from RefSeq and is a predicted model, not a curated record.